Prorocentrum cordatum is the source of this 1497-nucleotide messenger RNA. Lineage: Eukaryota; Dinophyceae; Prorocentrales; Prorocentraceae. The record is from the annotation of a GenBank genome assembly.
AUGGCUCGCUUGGCCCUCGGCCAGCCCGCCACCCCAGCGGGCUCUGCCGCAGGCAGGCGCCGCGCCGGCGGCUGCAGGCUCCGCGGCGCCCCGUCGCUCGCGGCCGCAGCGGCGGGCGCCGCGCCGGCCUUCUCGCUGGCCGGGCCGCGCGCCGCGCGCCCCGCGCAAGGGCAGCACCUGGGCCUGCGCCUGGCGCGCCGGACGGGCGAGGUGGCAGAGUCGAAGACGGGCUCCUCCCGGGGCUCUCGGACGCCAGCGUCGGGCGCGGGCGCCGGCUCGCUGGCUCUUGCGCUGGCCUGCCCCGCAGCUCUGGCAGGCGGCCGCCGCCGUGCUCGGAGGGCCGUGCGCGCAGGCCGCUGCGCCGCUGCAGCACCGGCGGAGCAGCCGCUGCGCGGCAAGACGGCGUGCGUGACCGGCGCGAGCCGUGGCAUCGGGAAGGGCAUCGCCCUCGGCUUGGGCGAGGCGGGCGCCACCGUCUUCGUGACUGGGCGCUCAGAGGAGCAGCUGCGUGAGGUUGCAGACUGUGUGACCCGGGCUGGUGGCAGAGGCAUCCCCCUGAUCUGUGACCAUGCAGACGAUGGACGAGUGAAGGAGGCGUUCGAGGAGAUCGGUGCGCAGACAGAUGGCAAACUCGACAUUCUGGUCAACAACGCCUGGCAGGACCCAGGCGCACGCAAUCCAGAGACUUCUGACGCCCUCACGCGCGGUGCGAAGUUCUAUGAGAUGCCACUCGAGGUCUGGGAUGACUGUCACAGAGUUGGGCUUCGGUCACACUACACAUCCUCAUAUUUUGCUGUACCGCUCCUUCAAAAGGCGGCAUCCAAGGAUUGGCGACCUCUUAUCUGCAACAUCUCUGCUCCCGCAGCGAUCACCUAUUUUUUCGCUGCUGCUUAUGGAGUUGGGAAAGCUGGUAGCGACCGCCUCACCCGCGACCUCCAAGUAGAGCUAGGUCCCGAAGGUAUUGAUUGCAUCAGCCUAUGGCCUGGCGUUGUCUACACUGAGGCCGUUCAGAAAAUGUACGAGACGAAUGAUGUGGCUAGGCUGAACCGCGUGACUGGAGGUCAGGAUCCAGACCGCGUGUGCGAGUCUCCUCUGCUCACUGGCCGAGUCACCGCGCGCUUCGCGGCAGACCAGAGCGUCCGCCAGCCGCCGUUCAUCACCACAGAUGGCAUCAAUGGCCGCAUUGCCCUCGUCGCUGAAGCCGCCGCUGCCUUCGAUCUUCGCGACGGAGGGCUGCCUGGUUCCCCAGCGGCCGAGCUGUACGGGAAGGAUCGGGAGCCAGCGCCGUCGCUACGCUCUGGAGGCUACCUCCUCAGCGUCCUAGCCAAAGACGCCCUCCCUGAUGAUCUGAAGUGGAUAAUGGACCGCGACGGGCCGCUUGUUUCCGCUGUAAAGGAUGUGAAGAUCCCCUUCGACUGGAUGGCCCGCGACGCACGAACCGAGGAUCCUCGGGAGGAGGGUGCUGCGGCGGUCAUGGAGAAGGCGCUAGGCAUGUAG